Molecule: messenger RNA, 1899 nt
Organism: Fonsecaea erecta
Lineage: Eukaryota; Fungi; Ascomycota; Eurotiomycetes; Chaetothyriales; Herpotrichiellaceae
Exons: 3
Coding region: 1-1899 (632 amino acids)
Biological process (GO): transmembrane transport
Molecular function (GO): transmembrane transporter activity
Source: RefSeq, a predicted model, not a curated record
AUGGGGUUGUUUACCAAGAAGACAGCAAACCCGGCCUCCACUACCCUCGAGUCGGUCAACCCAAACAAUGCCAAAUCGGAAGACACCACGGCAGUACCCAGCCAGAAUGUGUCGGAUACGGAGUCAUUGGGGAAGAGUAGAGAUGUAGAGACCACGGUCGUGGAUGAAAAGUGUCCCGAGGCCGACGAGAGGGUGGACGAUGCGACCAUAGGGACAAACAACACGGCCGUUCCGUCUGAUGGCACGCCGUACCAACCAUCCCAGACCGGCGAAAAGGGAGAACAGGAGGUGCAGGUUCACAGUGACGCAAAGAGCACAACUUCGGGGAGUGUCGUUGCUCCAGCAGGGCCGGGAGACGAAGAUGAACUGGUCUAUCCCGGAGGGCUGAAACUGGCCCUGAUCACUCUGGCCCUGUGCCUGUCGGUGUUCUUGGUCGCCCUCGACAACACCAUUAUCGCGACUGCAAUCCCUAAAAUUACCGAUCACUUUAAUUCCCUGGGCGAUGUCGGGUGGUACGGGUCGAGUUAUCUACUCACCACUUGCGCCCUCCAGUUGUUCUUUGGAAAGCUGUACACCUUCUACUCGAUCAAAGCCGUAUAUCUAGUCUCCAUCGUCAUCUUUGAGGUUGGAUCGGCCGUUUGUGGUGGUGCCCCAACUUCUGAUGCGCUCAUCGUUGGUCGUGCGAUCGCCGGUGUUGGAUCCGCAGGCAUUUUCAGCGGUGCGUUGGUCAUCAUCGCAUACACGGUACCGCUGGUGAAAAGACCAAUUUACACCGGUCUUAUUGGAGCUAUGUAUGGAAUUGCUUCGAUUGCUGGUCCGUUGCUGGGCGGUGCCUUUACUGACGGGCCAGGCUGGCGGUGGUGCUUUUAUAUCAACCUCCCUCUUGGUGGUGUCACCCUGGUCGUCAUCUUCUUUUUCUUCCACUCCCCGGUCCGCAAGGCCGAGCAGAAAGUCCCACUUCGAGAACGCGCACACCAACUCGACCUGGUUGGCACUGCUCUCUUCAUUAUCGACAUUGUGCUCUGCCUGCUGGCUCUACAAUGGGGUGGCUCCAAGUACGCUUGGUCUAACUGGCGGAUCAUCCUGUGUCUGACGCUAUUUGGUGUUCUUACCAUCGUCUUCGUCAUCCACCAGUACUUCAUGAAGGAAUUCGGCACCAUCCCUUUCAACAUCAUCUCACAACGGAGCGUGGCGUCGGCUUGCUGGUUCGCAUUCGCUCUUGGCGGAGCCUUCUUCGUCUUGAUCUAUUGGGUGCCCAUCUGGUUCCAAGCUAUCAAAAAUGCAUCAGCAUUCAAGUCUGGAAUCAUGUGCUUGCCCAUGGUCCUGGCACUGGUCAUAGCGAAUAUCCUCACUGGUGUGGGCACGACCGCGAUUGGCUAUUACGCUCCGUUCUACUUUGGGUGUGUGGUGCUCUCUGCCAUCGGCGCGGGUCUAUUGACAACCUUCGAAACAUCCACCGGCCACGAGAAGUGGAUCGGGUACCAGAUCAUCUACGGCUUCGGGGUUGGUCUAGGUAUGCAACAAGCUCUCAUCACCGUCCAAGCCGUUCUCCCGUUGAAGGACGUGCCCACGGGGACUGCGUUGGUUAUGUUCAUGCAAACAUUUGGCGGCGCGCUAUUUGUCUCGGUCGCCCAGAACAUCUUCAACAACCGUCUCAUGUCGGAAAUCCCCAAACAGGCACCACACAUCAAUCCCGCCAUUAUAUUGCACGUCGGGGCCACGAGUCUCAAAGACCAGGUGCCGGCAUCGGCGCUGCAUGGUGUGCAGACGGCGUACAACACCUCACUGACGCAGACGUGGUAUAUCGCCGUGGCAAUGACCUGUCUGCAGCUCAUCGGGGCCGUGUUUGUCGAGUGGAAGAGCGUGAAGGGCAUGAAGCCUGGAGGCAUAGCUGCCUAG